This is a messenger RNA of Trichomonas vaginalis G3, 1746 nucleotides long. RefSeq names its product protein of unknown function, DUF4106 family. Bases 1 to 1746 code for a protein of 581 amino acids. The transcript has a single exon. Lineage: Eukaryota; Parabasalia; Trichomonadida; Trichomonadidae. The record is from RefSeq and is a predicted model, not a curated record.
AUGCUUAAAGAAGACUAUGGUUACCCAGAUACUAUUGACUUUAGUGACAGAUAUAAAGAAGCUAUUAGAAAGUUCAAUGAAGGAAAUACUGACCCGAACCUAUUUAGCUUUAUGGCUCAACACCAAAUCGGAUAUAAUUUCAAACCUGGAAAAUACAAGCUCGCAAAGGGAUAUGAUUUAAUAGCAUAUCAUCCAAAUGACAUGAACGAAUUUACUCCGAGAUAUUUGGUGUCAGAGCUAAAUGACAAUUCAACUUUCGUCAUGAAACGCGUAAAAAAUAGAGACGGAACGAAAGAACAGAGGCUUAUGAAUGCGAAUGACUUAAAUAGGGAACUUGUUGAAAACGGUCUCGGAAUAUAUGAAAUGCCAGCAGAUGAGGUACAAGAAACUCCACAGGAAGAAGUUCAGAUACAACCAGACAUGGAAGAAAUAGUUCAGCAACAACAGCUAGAAGAGCCUGAAGGAAACGAACAAGUCCUUCCUUUGGAAACUAACUUCACAGAACUAGAUGAAGAUUUGGAACAGCCGAAAAAUCUUGACCCUCAACAAGAGCAUGAGGUGAAUAUGGAAUCUUUCCAAGAGUCUAAGAAAGAUUCGGCUGACAUAGUAGAAGAAUAUCGAAAAAUGUUUGCCGACAUACAAAAGACUCCAACACCAGAUGAAAAUAUUCAGCAUAGAAUGAAAGUACUGAAAGAAAAUGUACACAAAUACAACAACCCUUUUUACUUACGAGCAUUUAACGUUCAAUCUUCGGAUGAACUCGGUGAAAAUAAAAGGUUAAAUUUCAAGAAAACAUAUAGAAAUGAAACAUUGUUUAAAGUUCAUUCAGAACCUAACCAAGAUGGAAACAAACCUACUUUUGUUUCUGCAGACGAUGGAACUACAAUGAGAUGGGGUCAUAAAGCUAAUCCGGAUAGGUGGUUCAUAAACUUACAACCACAAUUCCAAGAAGUUGUAGACGCAAUGGAAGUCAAUGGUGAACCAGAUAUAGCUGGUAUUUUCAGCGCGGCUUUAAUGCCAUUGAAAGAUAUGAAAGAUGCAGAUAUUUUGGACCAGUAUGAAAUGAACAUGGCUGAUGGAAAUAUAACACCUGACGUUCUAGAACAUUUAUCUCAAAGAACUACACAGAACCAUAGAGAUGGUAUAUUUGGUGAAGAGUUUAGAAAGAAAGUUAGGGAGAGAGAAGGAAGAGAACCUAUUGUACAUGACCUUGCAAACGAAAGUUUACAAAAUGUCAUAAAAACUUACUUUGCAGACAAUGAACCGAGAAGGGAUGAAUAUUUAAGUAAACUCAAAUGGACAGUACCAAAUGAAAUGUUAGUAUUGAAAAACAUGUUCCUUGACAAAAUAAAACCAACUACAGAAAUAAACGACGCAAGACUGAAAGAUUGGGUAAAAGCUUUCCCAUUCACAAAAGAUAUAGUUGGUAACAUGGAAAGAAAACCAGAAUGGCUACAAAAACAUAUAUUUGGAAACGAGCAUAUUCCAUAUGGACAAGCUAUAUUUGAAGAGCUUGAACCGGAAACUCAGGAAAGAGUCAUGCAAACAAUACGCGAAGACUCAAAUACAAACUAUGACAAAAUCUUUCUAGGAUAUAGGUUACCUGAGAUGGGCGACCAGAGCCCAAAGGCAAAAAGGACAUGGAAAAUUUACAACAUACUAGGUGAACAUGAGGCAAAGAUGCAACAAAACUCAGUCAGGAAGAAAGUAAAGCUUGGUCCACGUGGGUUCUAUUAUGACACAUAA